Messenger RNA from Cicer arietinum (chickpea), 3157 nucleotides. Its product is annotated as phosphatidate phosphatase PAH1-like. Lineage: Eukaryota; Viridiplantae; Streptophyta; Magnoliopsida; Fabales; Fabaceae. Gene Ontology annotation, biological process: lipid metabolic process. Gene Ontology annotation, molecular function: phosphatidate phosphatase activity. The record is from RefSeq and is a predicted model, not a curated record.
GGAAGUUUUAUAAGCCAAGGUGUGUACUCAGUUGCUACACCUUUUCACCCUUUUGGUGGUGCUGUUGAUGUGAUUGUUGUUCAGCAGCAAGAUGGUACAUUUAGAAGCACACCUUGGUAUGUUAGGUUUGGUAAAUUUCAAGGUGUUCUUAAAGGCGCUGAAAAAGUUGUUAGAAUAAGUGUUAAUGGCGUUGAGUCUAAUUUCCAUAUGUAUCUCGACAAUUCUGGUGAGGCAUAUUUUGUGAAGGAGGUUGAUGAGGAUAAAGGGGUUGAUCAUGAUUCUAGUAAUAAAAGUGAUAGUUUUUUGAGUAAUGGUCAUAGACUUGAUCAUAGUAUAUCGGAUUCUGGGGUGCUUCGGUUGAAAGAUGAAGUUGAUUCGCCGGUUGGGCCUCGAAUUCAAAGGACAGAAUCUGAUGGGAGAUAUUAUGAAUUUCAAGAUUCUUUUGAUGAUUCGGUUGAUUUCUCAGAAUUCGGGUCUAAUUCGUAUGAGAGUCUAGAGGGAGAGAAUUUCGUGGACUCUCAGGGUUCACAUCCUGAGAUGGUGUUGGUGAGUGUUGAUGGUCAUAUAUUGACGGCUCCUAUCUCAGAAUCGGAGCAGAAUGCGGAAAAUGUGCAGUUAAGGAAUCCUCAAUUUCAUCUCGGCCCGGCUGAAGAGACUGACUUAUGUGAAGGCAAUGGCGAGUUUAGUUCUGGUGAAAAUUCUUGGGCUGCUGAUUAUAUUAGCCAGCUCAAUGUUUCAACCGGUGAUGUCCAACCCAAACGACGCGACAGUAAUGUUGAUGAUAAUACUAAUACCUAUGUGGCACCACUUGAAGUUUUUCAAGGAGAGGAGGUAAAUAUCUGUCAAUCACAGGAAACCCUUGAGGUCGAAAUUCAAGAAGAUCUUCAUGUGAAAACUGAUUCAGAAGGGGUUGCACCUGGUAUCAAGAAGGAGAGAGUUUUCAAAAGCUGUUUAGAGCUACAGGAACUUGCACAGCAGGCUGGAAAUGCCGACUUACAUGAUGCUGGUUCACCACUGAAGGUUCAAAAUUCAGGAGAUAAAUCUAAUGCAAGUAGUCCUUUAGUUAACGGAAACGAACAAGAGAGCAUUGUACAAUAUGAGAACAUUGACGAGUUAUCCUCUCCAAGUAGUCCUGUCGUUGACAAAAACAAACAAGAGAGCACUGUACAAUCUGAAAACAUUGACGAAUUAUCCUCUCCAAGUAGUCUUACUUCUUCUGGUGGCCAUAAAUCUCCGAAGUCGGAAUUAGGACUUCAAGAUCAAGAAGUUGAGAAAGAUGCAUCAAAAGAAGUCGAAUCUGCUUCCAGCUCUCCUUCUAUUACUGUUGAUACUGAACAGUAUUACGAACAAGAUCACAUGUCGGUAUCAAAUCAUCAAACCACUUCACUUGAAGAUAGUAACAAUAUUAAUGCUAGUGAGGUGGUGGAAACUAAAGCCGAAACUUCAAGUAAAGGUGGCCAAACCCGUUACGGUUUGGGAUUUGAGAUUUCUCUAUGUGGUCACGAACUUAAAGCGGGUAUGGGUUUGGUAGCUGCUGCUGGAGUCUUUGAAGCACAUCGUAUAUCGGCGGAGGGUUUUAAAAAUUCUGCACCAUCAAUAAUUAAGAAUCAAAAUCUUGUUAUCAAGUUUAAAGAAAUGUACUUGACGUGGGAAAAGGCUGCUCCUCUUGUUCUUGGAAUGGCUGCAUUUGGCUCCGAUUUACCUGUCGAGCCUAAAGAUGCAAUUCCAGUGGAACAGGAUUACACAUUGAAGUCCAGGGAUGAGGAUCAAGGAUCAUCCUCGUCUGGACGAAGAUGGAGACUUUGGCCUAUUCCUUUUCGAAGGGUCAAGACAAUUGAGCACACUUAUAGCAACAUAUCGACUGAGGAGAUAUUUCUAGAUUCUGAGUCGGGUACUCUUGUAGAACCAACUGAAACAUCUAGCACUCAGGGAUCUCCACAAAAGCAAUUUGUAAGGACGAAUGUUCCUACCAACGAACAGAUAGCAUCCUUGAACCUUAAAGAUGGUCAAAAUACAGUAACCUUCAGUUUCUCCACAAGGGUUCUAGGAACACAACAGGUUGAUGCUCAUAUAUACUUAUGGAAAUGGAAUGCAAGAAUCGUAAUUUCAGACGUUGAUGGAACCAUUACAAAGUCUGAUGUUUUGGGACAGUUCAUGCCUUUAGUUGGCAAAGAUUGGACACAAUCUGGGGUGGCAAGGCUUUUCUCUGCCAUUAAGGAAAACGGAUACCAGCUGCUGUUUCUGAGUGCGCGUGCAAUUGUCCAGGCAUAUCUAACCAGGAACUUCCUACUUAACCUGAAACAGGAUGGAAAAACCUUACCUAAUGGACCUGUUGUUAUUUCUCCUGAUGGAUUAUUUCCUUCACUUUUCCGAGAAGUGAUAAGAAGAGCACCUCAUGAGUUCAAGAUUGCUUGUCUAGAGGAUAUCAAAAGACUUUUCCCUUCUGAUUAUAAUCCAUUCUAUGCGGGGUUUGGCAAUAGAGACACAGAUGAACUUAGUUACAGGAAGAUUGGAAUCCCAAAGGGAAAGAUAUUCAUUAUUAACCCUAAGGGUGAGGUGGCUAUUAGUCAACGUAUUGGUGCAAAGUCGUAUACAUCGUUACAUACCCUUGUCAAUGACAUGUUUCCACCUACUUCAUUGGUUGAGCAGGAGGACUUCAAUUCAUGGAAUUAUUGGAGAAUGCCAUUACCAGAUGUUGACUAAAUUCUCGGUUAAGUUAUUUACUUCCCUUUGACAUUAAUCCGUUCAUAUGGAACCAUCCAACAUGUCAAAUGAAAAACCACACAAUCCGCCAAUGUGACCCACUUACUGUGAGAGUACCUUCUAUCCGAAAAAUCGUUGAUGGGCAUGUAAGUUCUCCAAGGACAUAAUUCAUUAUGAUGGCCAUGCCCUUGUUUUUCUCCUUCGUUUUAUCUACAUUAAAUCAUUCAUUUCUACCAUUCUACUCAUCAACAGAAUUGUGUAACAUUUGACUUACAUGGUAUCUUCCACAUCUUGUAUAUUUUUCAUUGAGUUAUUAUUAUCAGGAAAUAAUGGCAUACAUCAAUACAUGAUUAUCAAUGUAACUGUCGAAGUAUUAGAGAAUGUAUUUCAAUUUCCAUGCCAUGAUAUGCAAUGCAACUAUCAAGUCUUAGUCUUAACGUGGUGUUUAUGUUUA